Molecule: messenger RNA, 2868 nt
Organism: Nematolebias whitei (Rio pearlfish)
Lineage: Eukaryota; Metazoa; Chordata; Actinopteri; Cyprinodontiformes; Rivulidae
Product: striatin
Cellular component (GO): dendrite
Molecular function (GO): protein phosphatase 2A binding; calmodulin binding; protein-containing complex binding
Source: RefSeq, a predicted model, not a curated record
GAGAAGACGGGGUGCCGUCGGUAGUUUAUUUUUUUUUAAUUAUUGUAUUUUUUUUACACUUCUGUUUGCAACUAUUACGCCGAAGUCAGCAAGGCGACGAAAAGAGCUUUUCCACCGAGCCCGGCCAUGGACGAACAGGCAGGGCCCGGCGUGUUCUUUAACAACAAUAAUAACUCUGUCUUAGCCGGCGGUGGGAAGGGACCGCUGCCCGAUGGCGACGCUGGGGAGGCGGCUCGAGCGCAGUAUAGCAUCCCGGGGAUCUUGCACUUCCUGCAGCACGAAUGGGCCCGUUUCGAAGUGGAAAGGGCACAGUGGGAAGUGGAGCGGGCCGAACUGCAGGCCCAGAUCGCCUUCCUGCAGGGGGAACGGAAAGGCCAGGAGAACCUAAAGAAGGACCUCGUCAGGAGGAUCAAAAUGCUGGAGUACGCGCUGAAGCAAGAGAGACGAGGCCAACGAGAACGAGACUUCUGGCUCGCUCAACAAUCAGCUGUCCUGGAAACAAGGCCGGCAGCUCCUCAGACAGUACCUGCAGGAGGUGGGCUACACAGACACCAUCUUGGAUGUAAAGUCCCAACGAGUCCGAGCUCUGUUAGGACUCGCCGGGGAUGGAGGAGCAAAGACGGGCGAGCGAGCGAGCACCGAGCCUUUGGUCAACGGGACGGACUCGACAACAAAGGGCAUCGGCACUAAAGGGAAUGCCGACCUCUCCGACACGAGCGCCGUGCUGGAGGCCUUCAAAUUAAUUGAGAAUGCCGCAGCUGAGCUGAGCGAUGAAGACGAGGAAGAGGAUAGCGAGGGGCGAGACAGGACUAACGUGGAGUCCAGGACUAUGGUGAGAAAGAACCCCCCGUCCUCGUCCUUGCCGGCCAGCAUGGACACCAGUGAGGACCCUGACGCAGAGGAGGCGUUGAAGAGCUUCGACUUCCUGCCCCUUGACGACAUGGACACCUCGUCAGAGUCCAGAGGGACCGGAGACGGCACAGACUGGGAAAAAGACGACCAAGGUCCGAUUUCUGAGGCCUGGGACGUGGACCCGGGCCUGAUAACCAAACUCAAGGAGCAGUACAAAAAGGAGCGCAAGGGGAAAAAGGGGGUGAAGAGGCCCAACCGGUCCAAGCUGCAAGACAUGCUGGCUAACCUGAGGGACGGAGAGGACUUGUCUCACAUGCAGCCUCCGUCCGCUCCUCAGCCCCGGCCCAACGUGGCCCGCUUCAACGAACACGAGGGAAAUCGACCGGACGAAGUUGAGGCGCUUACUUUCCCUCCCACCUCAGGAAAGUCCUUCAUCAUCAGCACAGACGAGGCCAUGGAGAACGUUUUAGGGCUGGGGGAUCUGGCAGGGCUCACUGUGGCCAACGAGGCCGACAGUCUGGCGUACGAUAUUGGCAACAAUAAGGACGCCAUGAGGAAGACGUGGAACCCAAAGUUCACUCUGCGGAGUCACUUCGAUGGGAUUCGUGCCCUGACCUUUCAUCCCGUGGAGCCUGUCCUCAUCACGGCUUCAGAGGACCACACGCUCAAAAUGUGGAACCUUCAAAAGACCGCGCCUGCCAAAAAGAGUACGUCUUUAGAUGUGGAGCCCAUCUACACCUUCAGAGCCCACAGGGGGGCUGUGCUGAGCGUGGUCAUGAGCAGUACGGGGGAGCAGUGCUUCAGCGGAGGGGUUGAUGGCACCAUCCAGUGUUGGAACACGCCCAACCCCAACAUCGAUCCUUACGACUCCUACGACUCGUCGGCGCUGCGCGGAGAGCUGAGCGGACACACGGACUCGGUUUGGGGUUUGGUGUACAGCAGCACGCAUCAGCGCCUCCUCUCCUGCUCUGCGGACGGCACCGUGAGACUGUGGGACGCCAACACCACCUCCCCCGCCCUCGCAGUAUUCAACGAAAACAAACAGCUGGGCAUUCCCUCCUCUGUAGACCUGGUGUGCAGUGAACCAGCCCAUCUGGUCACAUCUUUCACAAAUGGCCAGAUCGGCCUCUUCAACAUGGAGACCCGCCAACUCGUCCUCAGUCUGGAAUCUGGUUUGGAGCCAGACGUUCCCUGUCAGAUCAACAAAGUCCUCAGCCACCCCACCCUCCCCGUCACCAUCACGGCUCAGGAGGACCGACACAUCAAGUUCUUCGACAACAACAGCGGGAAGCUGAUUCACUCCAUGGUGGCCCACCUGGACGCUGUCACCAGCUUAGCUGUGGACCCGAACGGACUUUAUCUCAUGUCAGGCAGUCACGACUGCUCCAUCCGGCUGUGGAACCUGGAGAGUAAAACCUGCAUCCAGGAGUUCACGGCUCACAGGAAGAAGUUCGAGGAGUCCAUUCACGACGUGGCGUUCCACCCGUCCAAAUGCUACAUCGCCAGCGCCGGGGCGGACGCUCUCGCAAAGGUGUUUGUAUGACGUGGAGCUACAUGUGCCUGCCCCCCUCCCCCACAUGCCUCGCUCUCUGUCUCCCGUGAUCAGGGACCAAUAGAGACUCAGCAGGGGACGAACUGUCAGGCAGGGGUCCAGUCCCACUUCUCGCAGCCCACUCCUGUCAGACCUGCAGACUUUGUAGCCUCCAGCCUUCAACAGGCUGUGGCUCGUCUUUGAGAGGAUUGGUGGGGGGGGUCGGUCAGGAGGAGAACUGCUCUCUGGUCCCCCACCCACCAUCCAGGCAGGCCUGGGUGUGAUGGGCCACAGCGCCCCUGCAGACAGACUAAAACCUCCACAGAAUGGAGCCUCAGGACAAGUUAGUGAGGAGUGCCCCCCCCCCUCUUCGUCUUCUUGCUUAUCCAAGUUCCCCUCAGACUCUCGACCUUCGACCUCUUAGAAAAACCAAGUCCAGCCCCCACUUUUCUCCAAGUCAGGUUGUGUUUCAGGGCUCAGAAGGA